UACCGAAGAGAGAGCAGACUUCGAGAACCCCUACAGGCGCAAACUACGGGCAAGAGGCCCUGGCUCCAUUAAAGGCGAAUUCAUGACCCCCAAGUUGGCCAAAAAGCGGAGCUUCCCGAAAUGCAAUGGCGACCAGCCGGAUGCCAAAAAAGCACUGCUCUUUGAGCGAUUUGUAUCGAUAUACGAAAGAGAAAUAAAAUCGACGCCUGAAAUCGCAAGUAGUCAAAGCCGCAAACAAAAUUACCAAAACAAUAUCGCAUCCGAGAUGUCCGCAGGAGCGAGCGCAAAUCCGGAGGACAGCCUGGUCAAGUUGAUUAACGACUGCAACCUGGAGGACAAUGGCGACGCACAGGUAAGCUGUCACCCAUCGGUCAGCCCGGCCAAUCAAACUGAAUUCCAACUGGUUCAUUUCAUGUUACCGUGCAAGACGCCCCAAUCCCAGGCCCAAGUGGAGCCCAAUCACAGUGCUUCAUUUGCGAGCGGCGACAUCAGCGGCGGAAGCAAUAUACUGUCCGAUGAUUCCCGUGCUUCGCCGUGCAGCUUCCUCCACUCGUCCGAGAUUUGUAACUCCUCUGAAUUCGAGGAUCUGGCCAAGGAGUUCGUCAAGGACUCGUCAUACUUCGAACUCUCCCUUGAUUCAGACAACCGCACUCCUCGUUCCGAGAGUAGCGACAUGGAGACGCCGAGGUCAGCCGUGAAGCGUCACCCGCCGGUGACCAACGGCGAUGGGUUGGCCAAAAGGAAAUCUUACCGAAAUCUGAACGACAUGCCCACGCCCUCGAAUCCGCCCGUGGUGACGCGCAGUGGUCGUGUUGUAGUUUCGCGGACAAACCAGCAGUUUGUCUACUCAUCCUCCCAGUCGAAGGACGAUGACGAGGAGAACUCCGAUGAUUUGUCGCUGGAUGCCGACGACGAGGAGUAUGAGGGAGAUGAUUUCGAGCAGCCCAAGUGGACGGGUCGCAAACGACGUAGCUUAAGAAACAGCAGCAGCAGUGCCUGCAGCACCGAUGGCAGCCACUCGUCGCCGGAGACGGUGCCUCCGCUGGUCUAUCUCGAACUGGGCGGUAAGGUCGUGAUCGUUAGGGAUGCGCCACAGCCCAACAUCGUACUGGAAGACGAUGAGGAACUCAAAACGAAGAUGCACAAGUUUUUGGGUCUGAUUGCGUCACGUCGCAAGCUUUACAAUCCUGAGGAGGAUUGUAAUUUGGAUCCGGAGAAUAAUAAUGAGAACAAUGAGAAGGAAGUCAACCUAUCGAUUACUCGUAUGGCCUAUUCAUCGCCCACGUCUGAACCAAGUCCACUUACUCCAUCACCCACUUGGUCAAAGCUGAAUUUAUCGCAUAUUCACACGCCGACAAUGGAGGAGCGCCAGGCUAAAAUCAGGGAUGACUUUGUGCUAAAUGCCAUUGUCCACUCCUUUGAGGAGGACACUCCGAACUCGGUCAAGGAGCCCAUUGAUCUAAGCGAUCUUCCAAACAAGAAGGAGAUAGCCACCAACUGCCGCCGCCACAAGAGCAGUGUCGCCUGCCUGGAGCGACAUCCACAUUUCUACGGAUUCGUUCAGUCGCUCAGUCCGGCGAUCUCGAUCAACAUGUGCCAUCCACUGGCGCUCAAAUACCGACAGACCGAUUUCAUCCAAUGCAAAGUGCCAUUGGCCAAGGCGCUGUUCAACAUGUUCAACCACGCGAUCUUCCACUGCGGCCUGCAGGUGCCAAUUGUUUGGAAGCACUCCAUGAACACGCGCUGGAAAUGCGAGCUGACCAUCGAUGCCUCCGGCAAGCGCACCGCAGAGAUUCUCCUACUGCGCAGCUUGGAUACGGCGGCCGAGCUCAUCCAGCCCCUGCUGCAUGAGAUGUGCCAUGUGGCGGCUUUUGUGUUCAACCGGGAGCUAGGUCACGGCGACAAUUGCCGCAGAUGGGCCUACCAGGCGAAGAUGGCGUUCCCGGAGAUACCCACCAUCGACGACUGCAUUGGUAGCUUCAAGUAUACGUGCACCAUGUGCACUCGCUGCUCCUACGGCGUGGCUGACUGGAAAUCGCACAAACUGCGCUGCUACUACUGCCAGUUCGAGGUGACCGUGAAGCCCUUUUGCAAGAAAAACAUGUACGACGGCGUCCGGUCGGAUACGACGAUGACACCGUUCAAGUGCUUCAUACGGGACAAGUAUUUGAAGCUGGGCGAGGAGGGGGGCGCCAAUCACUCCUCGAAGAUGGCGCUGCUCAACGCGGAGUUCGUGAAGAUGAACGCAACGAGGGAUUAGAAUGCAGCUGCCUAGCUGCUGACACUUCUGACAAUUUGCAGAAUAUAUUUUAUAAGUACUAUACGAACAACCAUUUUGGGCACCACAUGAAUGCAGGAGCCCACUGUAAACGCGCUGUGACCUACUUAACUUAUACAUUUAAUACAAACCCUUACAACCUGUACAAUGGCACUGGCCCGGAUUACAACGAGUUCGGCAGCUUGUCUAUACUGUGUAUAGACAGGUAUAUAUCUUUAUGUUAACUGACUAAUUACAUGUGAAUACUAACCUUAGUACCACGGGAACGCUGGUGGCCUUAUGAGAAAUACGCUGUGCUAUGCAUAUCGCUAUUUUCAAUGGAAAUCAAAAGAGAAAUCAAAGCUAUUUUAAUAUGAGCAACAAUCAUUGUUACAUGUUCGAAUGAAAGUCGUUUUUUUGCGUUUGAUGUUUGUUUUUGUACGCCCACUUGUUAUCGGCGCCCCAAAAUAAAAACAUCAACGAUACAAGUACACCAA
Messenger RNA from Drosophila erecta, 2754 nucleotides. RefSeq lists its product as uncharacterized. The record is from RefSeq and is a predicted model, not a curated record. NCBI's taxonomy places the organism in Eukaryota, Metazoa, Arthropoda, Insecta, Diptera, Drosophilidae. The transcript is spliced from 6 exons. The coding region runs from base 83 to 2260 and encodes 725 amino acids. Gene Ontology annotation, cellular component: nucleus.